AUGACUCACUACAACCUCGAUGUGCCAGCCAGGCUCAAGCGAUCCUCCCACCUUGGCCUUUCAAGUAGGUGGGACCAUGGGGAUGAACCAGACUUUGAAUAGCAGUGGGACCGCGGAGUCAGCCCUAAACUAUUCCAGAGGGAGCACAGUGCACAUGGCCUACCUGGUGCUGAGCUCCCUGGCCAUGUUCACCUGCCUGUGUGGGAUGGCAGGCAACAGCAUGGUGAUCUGGCUGCUGGGCUUUCGAAUGCGCAGGACCCCCUUCUGCAUCUAUAUCCUCAACCUGGCGGCAGCCGACCUCCUCUUCCUCUUCAGCAUGGCUUCCACGCUCAGCCUGGAAACCCAGCCCCUGGUCAAUACCACUGACAAGGUCCACGAGCUGAUGAAGAGACUGAAGUACUUUGCCUACACAGUGGGCCUGAGCCUGCUGACGGCCAUCAGCACCCAGCGCUGUCUCUCCGUCCUCUUCCCUAUCUGGUUCAAGUGUCACCGGCCCAGGCACCUGUCAGCCUGGGUGUGUGGCCUGCUGUGGACGCUCUGUCUCCUGAUGAACGGGUUGACCUCUUCCUUCUGCAGCAAGUUCUUGAAAUUCAAUGAAGAUCGGUGCUUCAGGGUAGACAUGGUCCAGGCCGCCCUCAUCCUGGGGGUCUUAACCCCAGUGAUGACUCUGUCCAGCCUGACCCUUUUUGUCCGGGUGCGGAGGAGCUCCCAGCAGUGGCGGCGACAGCCCACACGGCUGUUUGUGGUGGUCCUGGCCUCUGUCCUGGUGUUCCUCAUCUGUUCCCUGCCUCUGAGCAUCUACUGGUUUGUGCUCUACUGGUUGAGCCUGCCGCCCGAGAUGCAGGUCCUGUGCUUCAGCUUGUCACGCCUCUCCUCGUCCAUAAGCAGCAGCGCCAACCCCAUCAUCUACUUCCUGGUGGGCAGCCGGAGGAGCCACAGGCUGCCCACCAGGUCCCUGGGGACUGUGCUCCAACAGGCGCUUCGCGAGGAGCCCGAGCUGGAAGGUGGGGAGACACCCACCGUGGGCACCAAUGAGAUGGGGGCUUGA
Molecule: messenger RNA, 1048 nt
Organism: Gorilla gorilla gorilla (western lowland gorilla)
Lineage: Eukaryota; Metazoa; Chordata; Mammalia; Primates; Hominidae
Gene: MRGPRD
Product: MAS related GPR family member D
Exons: 2
Coding region: 20-1048 (342 amino acids)
Biological process (GO): G protein-coupled receptor signaling pathway
Cellular component (GO): plasma membrane
Molecular function (GO): G protein-coupled receptor activity
Source: RefSeq, a predicted model, not a curated record